Messenger RNA from Sinocyclocheilus grahami, 641 nucleotides. RefSeq names its product homeobox protein aristaless-like 4. Gene Ontology annotation, molecular function: RNA polymerase II transcription regulatory region sequence-specific DNA binding; DNA-binding transcription activator activity, RNA polymerase II-specific. Gene Ontology annotation, biological process: regulation of transcription by RNA polymerase II. The annotation marks the transcript as partial. The record is from RefSeq and is a predicted model, not a curated record. NCBI's taxonomy places the organism in Eukaryota, Metazoa, Chordata, Actinopteri, Cypriniformes, Cyprinidae. The transcript is spliced from 2 exons.
GUGUGGUUUCAGAAUCGCCGGGCCAAAUGGAGAAAAAGAGAACGCUUUGGUCAGAUGCAGCAGGUUCGAACACACUUCUCAACAGCAUAUGAGCUUCCUCUUCUUACACGACCAGAAAAUUAUACACAGAUUCAGAACCCAUCAUGGUUAAGUGGCAGCAGUGCAGCCUCACCAGUGCCUGGCUGUGUGGUACCUUGUGAUACUGUAGCUUCCUGCAUGACCCCUCACCCUCACUCUGCUAGUGGUGUGUCUGAUUUCCUUGGUAUGCCAAGUCCAGUUGGGAACAUAGGACAGACACACAUGGGCAGUCUUUUUGGCAACUCUGGAGUGGGUGGAACCAUUAAUGGAUUUGAUCUCAGUAUCGAACCAGAUCGCAAAUCCUCCAGCAUCACCAGCUUGCGUAUGAAAGCAAGGGAGCACAGCUCUGCAAUCACAUGGGCCACAUGAUGCCUUCAUCUGGGACACAGAAGACCAGACAACCUCAGCCCUAAGCUGUCAGCACUAAUGAGGUGAAUGUUUAUGCCAUCUGGAGCCAAUAUGAACAUGAGAAAUGGAGGCUAGAAGCUUUAAAACACUUGUAGGAGAUUUAAUAUUGAAGUUUUUUUAGAGGAAGUGGAUUGUUCAGAGCUUGAAUGUGUGGA